Elephantulus edwardii (Cape elephant shrew) is the source of this 1251-nucleotide messenger RNA. It is a transcript of the gene TMEM270, whose product is annotated as Williams-Beuren syndrome chromosome region 28. The transcript is spliced from 8 exons. Bases 1 to 1251 code for a protein of 416 amino acids. NCBI's taxonomy places the organism in Eukaryota, Metazoa, Chordata, Mammalia, Macroscelidea, Macroscelididae. The record is from RefSeq and is a predicted model, not a curated record.
AUGGAAGACGCUCAGGCCAGAUCCAGCCUCUCAGGGAUCCUGCUGCAGACGGCGAGGCUCUCAGUGCUGAUGGUCCAGAACAGGGUCCACCUCUACAAGUUCCUGCUCCUUAAGAUCACUGUUUUCAACCAGUGGGUGACGGGGCUGGCGCAGAAGGCCCGAGGCUCCCGCAGCCGGCAGGUGCCCCUGCCCCCGGGCACCGUGGCCUGCUCUGUGCGCCAGGCGGUGCACACUGGCCUGGCGCUGUUGGAGAUCCCUGUGUGGCUGGUGCUAUGGGUGCCCAGGCUGGUGUGGGCCAGCAUGCUGGGCUGUGCCCAGGCCUUGGGCCUGUCCUCACAGUGUCUGGCUGCUUGGGCACAGCUGGGCCCGUCCUCAGCCACCUGGAUGGACCUGUUCCUGUCCUGUCUGCAUAGCCUGAUGCUGGUGGCUCUGCUGCUGCUGCUGCUGGCUUGGCGGCUGUGCCAGGUGGCUCACCGCUUCAGCCUGGGCCAGCUGUCCAGAAAGGCCCUGCUGGGGAGCUUCUUAGUGCUGCAGCCCUUGAUGUGGUUGAGGCGUCUGUACUGCUGGGUGGUGAGCACAGUGUCACUUCUCUCCUGGCAUCUGGUCUACCUCGUCACCUGGACCACCUGCCUGGCCUCCCACUUACUGCAGGCUGCCUUUGAGCACACGUCCCAGCUGGCCCAGGAGGUCGAACUCCAAGAGGCUUCAUGGACUUUGUGGAAGUCCUCCGAGGCUGGGCCGGCACUGCGAGAAGGGCUCGGGGACUCGGCUGAGGGCAGCCAGUCCAUGUCUGAGGCCCGUGAGUGUGGAGGAGCCCUGGCCUGCCGGAGGAAAACAAGUGGGGGGCGAUGGGGGGGCCGCGGGCGAGGCCCCAGCCCCGGGGAGGUCAUCUCUGUCUGGACUUCUCAGCCCCAAGGUCUGGCGAGACCUGAGCCAGAGUCCCUCUCCAGGCCCCAGGCCUCGGGAGCGGGCUCCAGGCUCCUCUCUUUGGCCGUUGGAAUUAAUUUUGUGAAUCAGAAGGGGGAGGUGGUGGUACAGGCUGCUGGAAUCCAGGACGAUGACAUCUCCACCUCCCCCUUGUGGGGCUUGGCCCCGGCUCACGCCUCUCGUGACCUUCCCAUGGACGAAGCCUGGCUGCAAGACAAGGCCAAGCCAGACAGCCUCUCCCUCACUCUGUCCCCUUUCGAAGAGCUGCCCGCACUGGCGCCGGGCCGUCCAUUGGCCUCCUCGGGUUUCGAGGACUCGUUCUAA